UUUCUUCAACACGCAACAAAUGUUUUUGUUGCGUGACAAGUUGAUUGGGCAAGGUGAAAUACGCGAAACAUCGACCCAAAAGUUGCAACAAAACAAUGUUGUGUGACAAGUUUAGGGUUUUUGUAUCUCAUAUCUCACCUCCGUAACACUGAAAGCAGGUGUAACAUGAAAAAGAAAGAAGGGAGAAGGACAAGGGAACAGGGGGAUAGACUGUGAUAGAUUGGUAUCCUGUCCAAGGGGAAUGAAAAAUACUCCUGGUCACUUCAUGUUAUAGAAAGCAGGAUAAAGCACUGGGAAAAAAUAUGAGCCCUCUAACUGCCCAGAAACUCUGGAAUGAGUUUUGUCAUUAAUGUGUGGGGUUAUAGCACAAAUGGUAGGGAUCAAGGACUAGGUUUCCCAAGGGUUUCCUCUUUCCUGAAAAUGCAUUUCCCCAGUAUUUUGUAACAUUUUUAUUUUGCUAGUUUUUCAAUAUUGGUUUUCAGUGAAAGUGGUCUGCAAUAGCAACAAACAAGUGAAGGGAGAAAACCCUUAAAAAUAAACAUGAUAGUUUUGUUUUAUGAAAGUCUGUUUGAAUAAUAUUAGACCUUUUUCCAUUUUUUAAAUUGAAGUAAGCCAAGUGAAAACCGAGCUACCAACACAAAAGAACUGUCCAAAUAUGCUGUCACCUAUGAAUGAUAAUGGUACAUGUGUCUUCAGUGACCACUGCAGCAAAGUCGUAUGCACAUCGCCGCCAGACGUUGAUACUGGGCCAAUUAGCCAUAUGGCUGUACAAGCCUUGGUAUGCAAUCAAUCAGUGAAAGCCAAUGUUAGCUUGGAGUCAUCUUCAGUGAAGUGGUCGCAUACAUUUAAAGAUGGCGAGAAAGUUGCUCUGCCGGAUGCCAUGAAACCAUCUGAUGCCCCUGCCAGUAUGAAACAAUUCUUGAUAGUUGAAUUGGAGAAACAUGGUCCAUACAACACGGACGUCCACUUUAAGUUAGUGCUAAUGUUUGAUUUUGGAUAUAUGAAUUACAACACCACUUUCCUUGAAGGAAAUUUAGAGGCUGCUGAAUGUGAAUGCCAUGUGACUGUGUUUCCAACACCAAUGAUAUCUGGUGGGGAUGAAGAGGACUGUCCAGAUAUUCAAUUGCCAGAUGGCAGCGAUGGCACAUGCUACCUCGAUAACCAUUGCAGCAAAGUCACAUGUUUGUCGCCGCCAGACAGUACUGGGCCAUUUAGCCACAUGGUCUUGACUGUACAAGCUUAUGGAUGCCAUCAUCAACCAGUGAAAGCCAAAGUUAGUUUGGAGUCAUCCUCAGUGAAGUGGUCGCAUACAUUUAAAGAUGGUGAGAAAGCUACAAUGCCUGACAAUAUGAAACCACCUGAUGUUCCUGCUGAUAUGAAAAUAUUCCUUGAGAUGGAAUUGAAGAAAAAUGGUGGCAAAGUUCACUUCAAGUUAUUGCUAUUGUUUGAGUCAACAUUACUUGCACCCUACAAUGUCACUUUCCUUGAAGGAGAUUUACAUACUUGGACCAAAUGCACUGAUGAAGGUGAAAAUGAUAAUUCAAAACAAUGCUCGGCUGUGAAUUUCAUGCCAGGUCUUUCCCAGGAUGACAAAGAUAAAUUUUCUACAUUUAAAUGUGUUUCCAGCAAUCAGUGCAGCAAGGUGACAUGUGUUGAAGCAUCAGCAGAUCACAUAUUAACAGUUGGGUUUGAAGUAAACAAAUGCAGACAGCCACUGAGUGGGAACGUGACACUAAAACAACCAGAUAUGUUGGACUGGUCACAUUCCCUUGGAGAUGGAGAAAAAGCAAAGUUACCAGUUGUGCCAGGUGCUUUUACUGGUCAGCUGCAAGUGUUCAAUGCUUCCUUGUUUAUAAAAGUUGGGCUUCAGGAGAUGAAAGGAAACAAAGUUAAUUUUACAGUGUCAAUGGUUGGUCAGAUAACCAUUGGUGGUGAAACUGGUCCAGUGAAUGUUACGCUAUUGGAAGGAGAGUUAGCCAUACCAUCUGAUGACUGUGGUAUGGCUUUGGGCUCAUGGUUCAGUAGACAGUCCAGUGGAGUCAAAGCUGCUGUGAUCAUUAUCCCACUACUUGUGGUGACAUUGCUGGUCUUUGUUCUCACCUUGCUUUGCUUUAAAAAGCGUCGAGAUGGGAAGCGUUUCCUGGUGGAUAUUUUCCCUGGCAGAGACAAGAUCGGGAUGGAACGACUUUCCGAUGAGCUUUAAAGCUUGCAUACUAUUUUGAAAUUCCUUUGCCACAUGUAAGCAUACACAGUGCAGAUAUUGUAGAGUGGGAACUAUUACACAAUAGUUAAUUUGUUAGUGGAACGACAGAAUGCUAGUUUAACCAGGUUUAAGUACACUGAUAUUAACAAUGGAGAGAUGUAAACACGUAAGAAAGAUGUAGAACUUUAUGUAUAGCCUUGGUGAACAAGCAUGUCUCUCUGGUCAUCUGUUGAGUCCCCAGUAAUCUGUUCUGUGAGACUGGAACAAUAAAAAAAUCCCUCAUGGCCAUAGACAGGGUGUUGGUGUACAUGUAAGGCUAGGCUGUGAACAGGCUCCAGGUGGAGGGGUCUGAGCACAGCUGGAAGGGCCAAGUGAAAACUGGCUAAGAAUAAGUGGCCAAGGGGAAAAUGGGGUGGGAGUUGGGGCCACAACUCUCUCUCUCUCUCCCUUUCUCUCUAUUCUCUCCUCUUCCAUUACCCACUUUCUCUUCACCCCAUCCUUGACUAGAGAGUCUGUUCAUAGGCUAAUGUAACACUAAAAAACAUAAUGCGGUAUAAAAAUCAGGGGUAGCUAUAUUGAACGUAGCUCUGCAUGGAUGUUGGUUAAUCUUUGAAUCUUUGAAUUUUCAUGGCAAGUAACAACAGUGCCUUUUUAGUCGGACUAAACGUUUAUUGGAUGAGCACACGUCAACUUUGUAAACUUGCUACGGCUGUUACCAUUGGGAUGGGUUACUUUUGCAAAAAGUUAUACAUUUUUUGUGACUUAGGACCAUGAAUUGCAGUGGGAUGUGCUUAGUGGUCUGCAUAGGUGUGUGUGAGUGGGGAGUUCUUAAUGUCUAUUUAUCGUCAAGUUUAAAGCCGUAUUAAUUUACUAAUAUAUAACAUUGUGCAGUUUCAGAAAGUAUUGACACCUCCCCCACAGAUGGGAUUGGAAUUUCCUGGGGUGGGAGGUUUUGUAAAACUAAAAAAUUUAAAGAAAUGUAUGAAGCUUUAUUGGAAU
Orbicella faveolata is the source of this 3202-nucleotide messenger RNA. RefSeq lists its product as uncharacterized. The record is from RefSeq and is a predicted model, not a curated record. NCBI's taxonomy places the organism in Eukaryota, Metazoa, Cnidaria, Anthozoa, Scleractinia, Merulinidae.